Messenger RNA from Pongo pygmaeus (Bornean orangutan), 1305 nucleotides. RefSeq names its product proline rich 13 (gene PRR13). Bases 280 to 729 code for a protein of 149 amino acids. Lineage: Eukaryota; Metazoa; Chordata; Mammalia; Primates; Hominidae. The transcript is spliced from 4 exons. The record is from RefSeq and is a predicted model, not a curated record.
GCCCCCAGGAGAUUUCCGGCUUCUAGGUACUGGCCUAGCCGUAAAGGGCUCCGCUCCGCCCCUGGAGCAACCGUUUCCUCCUCAGUCGGACCAGAGUGAUUGAUUCGUUUGUUGUCUAAUCAUCAGUCGAAUGGCCACAUAAUUACCAAUUAGGCAGUAGCAAAGGCGGGUACCGAAGCACGGAGUCUGGGUGACUAGGAAGAACCGAGACUGCGAAGGAGAACGCAUCAAGCCCAGGCGGCGGUGGAAAGGUGACCGGGCUGGAGGACACACCUAAACAUGUGGAAUCCCAAUGCCGGGCAGCCAGGGCCAAAUCCAUAUCCCCCCAAUAUUGGGUGCCCUGGAGGUUCCAAUCCUGCCCACCCACCAUCUAUUAACCCACCCUUUCCCCGAGGCCCCUGUCCUCCUCCCCCAGGAGCUCCCCAUGGCAAUCCAGCUUUCCCCCCAGGUGGGCCCCCUCAUCCUGUGCCACAGCCAGGGUAUCCAGGAUGCCAACCAUCGGGUCCCUACCCUCCUCCAUACCCACCGCCUGCCCCUGGAAUCCCUCCUGUGAAUCCCUUGGCUCCUGGCAUGGUCGGACCAGCAGUGAUAGUGGACAAGAAGAUGCAGAAGAAAAUGAAGAAAGCUCAUAAAAAGAUGCACAAGCACCAAAAGCACCACAAGCACCACAAGCAUGGCAAGCAUUCCUCCUCCUCUUCUUCCUCCUCUUCCAGCAGUGAUUCUGACUGAAUACAGGCCCUGGACCCUUCCCUCAAGUCUCACCAGUUCUGCUCUCCCAUCAAGCUUCAGAUGCCAUGUUGUACUGGGGGAAUGUAGCCCUUGUGCUCCCCACCCCCUACCUCCACCUGAGCCUCACCCUGCUGUUGAGCCCUGAGUGGCUAGGGGAAAUGGGAAGAGGAUUGCCAUGGCCUGGCCAUCUUGUUGCUGCUUGGAUAGAUCAUAUAGCUAAUGAAUUAGGCAGGGGAGCUAUUUUUUGAAGAUGAUGAACUAAAUGUUGAAGACAAGUUUGAUAUCUGUAAAAUGUGAUUUUUUACUUCCGCUUAUAAUACUUGUGAUUGGGGAGGUUUGUGGAAAUUCAAGUAUGAUGAAAAACCUCUAUCUUUUUUGUAAUGCUGGCAUACUUGGGGAAUUUAGUGGCAAAUACAUUCCCCAGCAGGCCUUUUGUUGGUUGCACUAACUGCAAGGUUGCUGGGAAGUAGAGUCCAUUUGGUCGAUGAGCUUUGACUGCCGUUUUGGAACCUUACCUCUCCUCCUUAGCCCAAUAUGCUGUCUCGGGUCCUAUUCAAAUAAAGUUAUUUCUCCUGG